This is a messenger RNA of Cololabis saira (Pacific saury), 1044 nucleotides long. RefSeq names its product keratin-associated protein 4-9-like. Bases 1 to 1044 code for a protein of 347 amino acids. Lineage: Eukaryota; Metazoa; Chordata; Actinopteri; Beloniformes; Belonidae. The record is from RefSeq and is a predicted model, not a curated record. The transcript is spliced from 4 exons.
AUGCAUAGCUGUAACCUGCAGAGCUGUAACCAGCAGAACUGUAACCUGCAGAGCUGUAACCAGCAGAACUGUAACCUGCAGAGCUGUAACCUGCAGAGCUGUAACCUGCAGAACUGUAACCUGCAGAGCUGUAACCUGCAGAACUGUAACCUGCAGAGCUGUAACCUGCAGAGAUGUAACCAGCAGAACUGUAACCUCUGUAACCUGCAGAGCUGUAACCAGCAGAACUGUAACCUGCAGAGCUGUAACCUGCAGAGCUGUAACCAGCAGAACUGUAACCAGCAGAACUGUAACCUGCAGAGCUGUAACCAGCAGAGCUGUAACCAGCAGAACUGUAACCUGCAGAGCUGUAACCUGCAGAGCUGUAACCUGCAGAGCUGUAACCUGCAGAGCUGUAACCAGCAGAACUGUAAACUGCAGAGCUGUAAACUGCAGAGCUGUAACCGGCAGAGCUGUAACCAGCAGAACUGUAACCUGCAGAACUGUAACCUGCAGAACUGUAACCUGCAGAGCUGUAACCGGCAGAACUGUAACCAGCAGAACUGUAACCAGCAGAGCUGUAACCAGCAGAACUGUAACCUGCAGAGCUGUAACCUGCAGAACUGUAACCAGCAGAACUGUAACCAGCAGAGCUGUAACCUGCAGAACUGUAACCUGCAGAGCUGUAACCUGCAGAGCUAUGUAACCUGCAGCUGUAACCUGCAGAGCUGUAACCAGCAGAGCUGUAAACUGCAGAGCUGUAACCUGCAGAGCUGUAACCUGCAGAACUGUAACCUGCAGAACUGUAACCAGCAGAGCUGUAACCUGCAGAACUGUAAACUGCAGAGCUGUAACCUGCAGAACUGUAACCAGGAGAACUGUAACCUGCAGAACUGUAACCAGGAGAACUGUAACCAGCAGAGCUGUAACCAGCAGAGCUGUAACCAGCAGCCCGCUGAAGAGGUCGCGCAAGGACUUCUGAAGGAGCGCCGUGCGCGCCAGUUUGAUUCAAUGAAAUGCAACACCCUUCUUCCCCGUCUGAAGCCUCUUCGGAAACAGGUUUGA